AUGUUCGACGUGGCUUUGAAGAUUGUCGAAUUCUACGACCCGGAAAUGGCAGCGGCGUCGGCCCUCACGGCGCGAACCGAGCGCGGCCCGCUUGUGCACGACUUGUCGCGCGCGGCGUAUGAGACUAUCCGCAAAACGCAGAUCCCCGCGGAAUCCAUGUACGCGCAAAUCGAACCGCUCAUGGUCGGGCCAUUGGCGGCUCUGGUGAUGCCAGCCGUCUCUCCAGCCCAUCUGGCUGCUGCGUUGAGCGUCCUUGCCCCGAUUCCAGGCAAGUUCCCUGCGCCAACAAGGAAGAGGAACCCAGGCUACCACGACCCGACGUGCCAGAACGGCUUGGCGAAGCUGUUGCUCGUCGGUGGGCGGAUAGAGGGCAAGGUUUUCGACCAGGCCGGCGUCAACUGGGUGGGCGGCAUUGAGGGCGGCAUGGAGGGGCUGCGCGCUCAGCUCGUUGCUAUUCUCCAGGGCGCCGGUUUGGGCAUCACGAAUGCUCUGGAAGGAGGCAGCAGGAAUCUGUGGCUGACCCUGGAGGGGCGCAAGGGCCAGCUGGAGGACGAGUCGAAAUCAUGA
Purpureocillium lilacinum is the source of this 567-nucleotide messenger RNA. Its product is annotated as mitochondrial 54S ribosomal protein uL10m. Gene Ontology annotation, biological process: translation. Gene Ontology annotation, molecular function: structural constituent of ribosome. The record is from RefSeq and is a predicted model, not a curated record. Gene Ontology annotation, cellular component: mitochondrial large ribosomal subunit. Lineage: Eukaryota; Fungi; Ascomycota; Sordariomycetes; Hypocreales; Ophiocordycipitaceae.